Molecule: messenger RNA, 971 nt
Organism: Toxotes jaculatrix (banded archerfish)
Lineage: Eukaryota; Metazoa; Chordata; Actinopteri; Toxotidae
Exons: 4
Coding region: 102-332 (76 amino acids)
Source: RefSeq, a predicted model, not a curated record
GUCCGGACUUUUGCUCCUCUGUAGUUUCCUCUGGCAAUCAAAAAAGAAACCGACAAAAGAGUGAGGAGAGAGUCAAACCUCGAAGGUUGAAGCUGAGGGCCAUGGCUCGUGGGCAGCAGAAGAUUCAGUCCCAGCAAAAGAACGCCAAGAAGGCAGCAGAGAAGAAGAAAUCUCAGGGCGCUGACCAGAAGACUGCAGCUAAAGCCGCUCUGGUCCACACCUGCCCUGUCUGCCGGACUCAGAUGCCUGACCCCAAGACUUUCAAGCAGCACUUUGAGAGCAAACACCCCAAGUCCCCCAUGCCCCCUGAGCUGGCAGACGUUCAGGCAUAAAGGACUGCCAACUGGACCUGAACCUGGGAUUAAAACGUGGACUCUUCAUGACCAUUGGCCUCUUGAAAUGAUUAAAAUCCCAUGAGCUGUUUUUGGAGAUUUGUGGUUAUUGUCCACUAAGAGCAUCAGACUCUUCAGCUUUGCCUCCUCUGUGCUGCUGCUCCACAGGUAUCCUCACUCAGUAACACUUUACAACAGUACCUCACGUUUAACCACACAGGAAGUUUCAUAGUAUGUUCUUUUUUUUUUUUUUUUUUUUUUAACCCAAAAAUUCCUCUACUUCUGCUCAUUUUGACAUUGUCCUCCUCGGGCACGUUUCCCUGAAUAAUGUUGGCAAUAACACAGUCUUUAUCCCACUUCUGUUAAACCAGGACAGGAUCUGUUUUGAAAUCCAAGUGCUAACAGUUCUGUGCUCAUUGAUUCUUUCGGCUACAGUCUGAAUGUUCAUUGUCUGAAAAAAAAAAAUUGUAAGUAGCCCCAAGGACUGAAAAUUUAGAUUUAAUUCAACUGCCAAAAUGAUUAUUCCCUGUUUUUUUGGUUCUUCAUUUGUUCACCUGUAGGCAAAAGCCAAUUUGCUUUCACUGUACUUUUUUUUUUUUUUUACCCUUUUCAAUAAACUGAACAAUGUAUUUAACGUGA